UCGAAAGUUUGAAAAAGAAGAAAAAGAGCCACACCUUUUUGGCUGCCUGGGUGAGGACGCUGGUCAGCCCCGCGCGGAGCUCCCGCCUCUGGAGGAGUGGCCGGCGCGCAGGGAUGGGGGUCACAGUGGACGUGCACCAGGUCUACAAGUACCCCUUCGAGCAGGUGGUCUCCAGUUUCCUCCGAAAGUAUCCCAACCCCAUGGAUAAAAAUGUCAUUGCUGUAAAAACCGUGGAGGAAAAAAAAGAUGUAUCAACAGGCAUCAUCUAUAGAAAGAGGAUUGCAAUCUGUCAGAAUGUGGUUCCAGAAAUUUUAAGGAAGGUGAGCAUUUUAAAGGUACCUAGUAUCCAGUUGGAAGAGGAAUCAUGGCUUAAUCCUCAGGAAAGAAACAUGGCUAUACGGAGUCACUGCCUUACGUGGACACAAUAUGCAUCCAUGAAGGAAGAAUCUGUCUUCCGGGAAAGUGUGGAAAAUCCAAAUUGGACAGAGUUCAUUCAAAGAGGCAGGAUUUCAAUCACUGGGGCUGGAUUUCUUAACUGCAUUUUAGAAACUUUUGCCAGCACAUUCUUAAAACAGGGUGCCCAGAAGGUAAUUACUGUUAUCAUCAUUUUACAGAUGAGGACUCCGAGGUACAGAGAGGGAAUUAGAAUAAUGGAGAUGCUGCUAAAGGAACAGUGUGGUGCCCCCUUAGCUGAAUAAAGAAUCAUCACAAAAAGGAUACAAAUAAGAAGGAGCCAAAGAAUAGAUGCUUCACGUCAAGCCUGGGAGGAUCCUGAACUUGAAGCUUCCACGUCUUCUCCCCUGGAGUCAGGACGUGUCACCGUCUUGACACAUGGAUGUGUAUUAUCAAGGAAAUCUCCCUGAGCUUCAGUGUCCAGAGUUUUUAUUGGGGUUUCAUUAUGUAGCCACAAUUGAUUGAAUCGAUGCUCCUUGGUUGAUCUCAAUCUCUAUCCCCAUCUUUCCUCCCCAGAAGUGGGGUGGGGGCCUCAAAGCCCCAACCCUCUAGUGACAUGGUUGUUCUUUCUACCCUGAGCAGCCCCCACCCUAAGAUUACGGGGGUGCUGGCGUACUGUCCCACUCUGGUCCUCUGUUUAGCAUAGCAUAGACUAUCAGGUGUGGUGUGUGGGGUCCUAUGAAUAACAAAAAUUAGAGGGUAUCUUCCAGGAUACCGUGUAGGAGACACAAAGGCCAACCAAAUUAUCCAACAGAAGGUGAAACCGUUGAGUAAAGCAUACGUUGCCUUGAGCGAUUGACAGUUACCUCACAUUUCCUUAUAUUGGCUUAAAAGUUGAGCACACAUGAUUUUGUGUAAGAACCUGGUACGAAAUUGUGAUGGAUGAUAAAGUUUGAGAACCAUUAACCAAAGAAGCAGCAAAAGAAGUAUUUAUAUACAAGUACUUCAGCAUUCAAAGAUUGCUGGCCAGGCCUGUGAAUGGACCUCAGUUGAAGAUUUGUGACCGUUCCUGCUUGUUUGCUGAUUGACUCCAUUUUGAUUGAUAUUAAGCCUCUGUAAACCUAACACGUAUUAAUAGAUGUAUUUAUUUCUGCAAAUGCUAAGCAAGACAGCAUGGCACAUGGCAGGUGCUCAAAAACAUUUGUUGGGAUUGAAUCUAAAUAUGAUUUGCUCCCACAUCCACUCUGGUCUUUGAAAAGUUUUCUAGGAAACCUUGGCCACAUGUCUCUGUUUUCCUGGGCUGGCUUUCUUGUGAGGUUCACUGAGCACCUUUUGUGCUCUUGUGCAUGGGCACAGAUCUCAUCUUACCCUGGGGGUGGGAUCCUAAGUCAGCUCUAAUUAAUGCAAGAAUGAGGGAACUCCACUUACACAGGAAAGGUAUGUACUUGAUGGUUUUCAAAUCUCAGGGAGCACCGGAAUCACCUGUGCUUACUAAGCAGCCUGCUGGACGCCACCCUUAGAGAUUCUGAUUCAGUAGGAGGUCUGGGGCGAGGACUGAGAAUUUGCCAUUUGAAGAAGUUCCUAGUUGACGCUGAUGCUGCUGGUCCUGGGACCACACUUAGAGAACGUCUGCUGUAAGUGAGUUUGCUUUGCUGGGCUGAGAAAGGUUAAAUGCCAGGGAGCUGAGAGAAAGUUGAAGUUGUUGUCUCUCGUGUAUUCUGUUAACCUUAGAUUAACCAGAGAAAUGAUUUGCUUUGUGUGGCUUUUCCCUGACUUUACCAUCUUAGCCUCUUUUGCUUGCUUUAAUCUUGACAACUCCACACCAGAGCAGAAUAACUAAAAACAGGAUUUUUGAGACUCACACCAACCUGUUGUGUUUUAAAUUAGUUGGAUGUCAAGUCUUGCUAGUGAAGAUGUGGAAAUGACUCAUUUCAAAUAAAUUUACAUCAUUACCUAUGCUGAAGAGUAGGGGUUAGAAAACUGUAGCCUGUGGGCCACAUCCUGCUUGUGCCUGUGUUUAUAAAUAAAGUUUUAUUGGAACACAGCCAUGCUCCUGGCUCUGUUUAAGCUUCAGCAACAGAGUUGAAUAGUUAGGACAGAGACCUUACAGCCCGAAAAGCCUAAAACAUUUACUGUCUGUCCCUUUACAAAAACGUUUGCCUGUCCCUGGAUUAGAGCAUGUUUUCUCCCACAUUAAUAUCACCAGGUGUGUUGUGGUGAUUGUUUGACCUUUUUCAUAUAGCAUUCGAUCACAUCUUGCCUCCAUUGCAAAGUUAAUAGUCUGACAAUUUAUUUUUCCUGCAUUAGCUCUAGGGUCACCACUUCAUGAAUACUUUGAAGACUUGGAUGAUAUUUUAAGAAAUAAAAAAGGUUAAAAAUGAUAACAACAGUGAAAGUUAAAAUACCAGCAACAAUGGUGACUAAAAUUGCUUGUAAAGUUCCGAUGCAUAUGCACAGCGGAGUAGAUCACCCCAAACUGACCCAAGAAAUAUGGGUGCUUUGUGUAUAGAUUGAAGUGGCACUGUGUUGUGGUAGUGUAGGAUAAGUGCUGUUUCUAAUAUACUCAAUUUCCCAGCUUGGGAAUUUUACAGUUGUUAAGUUUUUAAAACAUUCUGUGGGACUUGCAGAAGUGUACGUCAUGAGACAUUAUUUAAGUUUUAUAACAUAGCGCAUUUCAAAUCCGUGUAAUUUACAUUCACAUAGGAUGUGGCCACAUUGUACAUUUGGUACCUGGUCUGAGAGACACUUGCCUAGAACUCUUUGGCCUGUAGAGCCAAGUGGGCAUUUGAAAAUUAGCAAGCUCAGAAGGUGAUUUUAUCAUGAGCCAAAAUGCAGGUGUAUAUAACUCACUAACCAGUAUGCUUGCAGCCUGGCUGCCGACACAUCCAUUUGAUAGCUUUUUGAUUUCCUGUUAUUUUUGAAUAAAGCAAACAGCCCUGACAUCUGUUUGUUCUUGCCCAUGGCAGUUGGAGAACCAGGCUUGGUGAGGUUUGAUAACAUACCAGAGUCCUAUCACAUCAGAAUGAUUAAGGCAGCAAUUUUGGCUGUAUCUUAACUCCCCUGUGAACUCUCUCUUCUGGGUAGUUGGACUUAAUAAAAUGAGGUGCUUGCUUUGUUUGAAGAUCGUUGGGAGGCAGAAAUGCAAUUUCUUCAAGAAUCAUCUAUAGUGAUAAAAUUCAAGUGAUUCUUAAGAGUUGCUUCUGAAAAGAGGGCAAACAAGUAUUGAUUGGUUAGUCAUGUUUAUUAGGUGAUAAAGCCUGUUCACUUUGUCUUGUAGGGAAGCUGUGUUUGAGUCUACUUUGUCUUGAGAAUACCUUCUUGGCCAUAGCACAUCGUAGACACGGAUUCUGGAAUACAGGUGUGAGGAUGCAGUGUCAGCGGCUCGAAGAAAAAGAGACCUUCCUAUCAGGACAAAAAAAUGAUACACUCCCCUGAGAGCCUGCUUCAAGUGGUGGGACUCACAGAGAUGAGACCUUCAGCUGGAUUUUUUGUGGCACAGUCUCUUUACGAUUUUACAAAUAAAGGAAAAAUAAGAUGAUGUCCAUUCUUCCGUAGGGUGUCCUGCUGAUUGUCUGGGGAUGGUAUCAGAGCAGCCACGGAUGUGUCAGAGGCCUGAAAUGAAAUGCAGCGUCUGUGCCCUUAUAUUGUCAGCAUAAUUGCUCACAGGAUUCCUGAGAGGAUUCUGAGACAAAUAAAAAGAAUGAACCUGAUACCUGAUUCAUAGGUGGCCUGGACAGGCAUGUACCAGACCUGUGUUGAAGCUAAGCCAUAGUUAUAGGAUGUUUAAGAUUCUCAGAAAACAGAAUUUUAUGUCUAUUCAGAAGUAUUCAAUAACUGCUAUUCAGUGUAGCUUUUAUAAUAUGACAUGUGAACUGUGAUUUGUAAAGCACAUGGUAUUAAGACUGGGAAGGCAGGCUCUAAUUUUGACUGCUACUAACUUGUUCUGUGAUGUGGAGGAAAUCAUUAACCUCUCAUUUUUUACUGGGCAAAAAGGGAUAAUAGCACCUCAUCUUUUUGCCUGUGGAUUGUGAGGCUAAAACAAGGUAAUUUACCUUAAAGAACCCAGGAUUUGGGAGUUAGCCAUACCUGGGUUUGAAUCCAAGUGCUGACACUUCCUAGCUCAGUGACCAUGUACAUAAUUUUAAAUCCCUCUGAACCUCAUUUUUUUUAAAAUUGUAAAUUGGGGUGAUAGAAUCAGCUUGGUGAAGUUGUUGGACCUAUUUGAGAUCAUGUAUAUAAAAUGCCUAGCACACUGCCUGGUGCAUACUAGAAGUUCAGUAAAUAGAAGCCAUUGUUAUUAUGUGAAAUCAUUUUGAAAAUGUACUUUUCAAAUGUAAUGUAAAGUAGAAUUACUGUUUGAAAAUUAGAUGACAGUAGUUUGCUUUUCACAUUUGGAAGCCAAAAUAUAAAUGCAUACUGCCUAACAGAAAGCUUGAAGAAAGGUAAUAAUUUGGAAUUCAUCUUCUUAAGAUAAAAAUUGGGCCAUUAUUGGAAAGUUGGGAAAAUUGUCCUUUUCUUAAUAUUUGAAAAUUUUUCCACUUAGUGCAUUGAUGAAUUUCAGAGCAGUUGUACUUUUUCAUACAAGCCUGCCACCACAAGCCUCUGCUUAUUGUAUUUGAGCUAUUUAUGCUGUCUGAGUUUUGUUUCUUAGUAUAAUUUCCUUUCAUUUCCUUACUGUUCAUUCUUCAAUUGUGAUGGAGGGAAAAUGAAUGGAAGAAACCAGAAUGCACUUUGACCUUCUUUUCCAGUUUGUAAAUGGCAGUUGGUAGGCUUUGGUAAUAAUAGCCCAUUUUCAAAAAUAAGAGGCGAUAUGAAUUAUCACACAAAUGAGAGGCAAGAAAUUUGUAUUUGGUGUUUGACAUCGGAAUAAACUUAACUCUAUUCUCAACAGCUUGCAUACUCUAAGGCAGGAAUUCUCAACGUUGGCUGUCACCUGGGGAGCUUUAUGCCAUCCCGAUUCCCAGAGUGCACCCCAAACCAAUAAAUCACAAUCUCUGGGCCUGGGAUCCAGGCAUCAGUAUUUUGUAAAGUUCCCUGGGUGAUUCCAAAGUGCAGGUAAGGUUGAAAAUACGGCAGUGGAUUUUAAAUAAUUUGAGAUUAUCUAAGUUUUUUCUUAAUAAACUCUGAAGUAGGAAAGGAUCUUUCCAGUAGGGCUUUUUAUUAGAAGUAGAAAAUGGGAAGCAAAAAGAGGCUGCAUUUCUGCCUUAAUUCCUUUAAGCCCAGGUCAUGGGUGCAGAUGUCUGCAGGGAUCUGGCAGGUGAUGUGAUGAGGGAAGGUGGCAGGUGACCAUUGGAGAGAACUCGGGGGCUCACGCCUGGUUAAAGAUGGACAGCUGCUACCCAGCUCCAGCACCAUGUUGCCUUGUGGCUGGUUUUUCUAGUUCUUCCACUUUUCAAUUUUUCUAGAAAAGACUGAAUUAAAAAAAAAAAAUCUACCGAUUUUCAUGUGUUAGAAACCAAUUUGGAAUCUUAAACUAAUUUGGAAUCUUAAAGCACAUUGUGCUGGCCAAACUGGUUUGCCAGCCAGUAGUACACAGCCUCUGCUUUAAGAAUUUUAAGGACCAGCCUGGACAUCCCGGCCAGUUUUUAAUAGAUUUGCAUUUUUCUGUUCUGUUAAGCUGCAUUCUGCCUUCCUUCCAAGACUGCUUUUAGAUGUAUUUUCCUCCCUUUCCACUCCCAAGUAAUCCCCUGGACUUGUGCCAGGCAUUUUCUUCUCAGUUUUUUUCCUUUUUCCUGCCAGCAUCUAUUGCUUCAAGCUUCACAUCUAUGGUUUAGAAAAUGUUCUUUUUGAAAUUAAUUAGGGCUUGUUGGAGUUUAUUUUUAUUUUGUGUCAUAAUCCUUCUCUUGUGAUAAAACAUUUAGAAGCCCAUGUUUUGUUUUGUUUUAUUUUCUACAGUCUAGUUCAAGAAAUGUUAAAACCAGGACUACCGUCUUAUUGGGCACACUAGGAACAAGCUGGGAAAGGGUUAAGUUACUGACAACAGACUCUGGGGUGAGCCUUCACUUCAGGUGAUUUGCUGCAGUGACUCCCAGGAUUUGAAAGUGAGGAAAUCCUUGGGGAGACAUGCUAAAAUGCAGGCUCCCAGGCCCCUCCCCAGUGAUUCUGAGUCUUAAAAUUUCAGUCAGGGCUCAGGAAACUACAUUUUAAACAAGUUUUCCUGGAGAUUUAGGUGUGCUGUUCCACAGAUCACAUUUUAAGAAACACUGGGUUAGAGGAGGUGUUUUUUCCUCUCCGUUUCCUGUUGUUUAGGAAGAUUUUGCGAUUAGUUGGGCCCACCUGAUAAUAUAGUUUAUCACUCAGGACACAGUAAAAAGUUCUUAUGUGGAAAGAAGCUGACUCAAGCUAUCCCUACAUGACUGAGGUGCUUUUAUUCUGAAGGGUCUUUUAUGGUUUCAAUUGUACCUGGAUAAAAAGGAUGCUGUAUUCUUUUUUUUAUGUAAAUUACUUCAUGUAUUUUAUAAAUGGUAUAUGUGUAAUAAUAUACCAUUUAUUUGGCCUUGUGGGGUGUAGUGUAUAGAUAACUGAAGUUUAUGUUUUUUUUUUAAAGUAGUACAUCUCUUUAGCUUUAUUUCAACCAUUUAGAUGGUUUUGAAAGCAGAAUCUAGUAAAUAUAAUUAUACUUUUUUAGGGUCAUCAUAUAUCCUUUUAGUUCUUGCAGGUCCUAUGUUGGCUUGUUAAAGUCCCUACACUGACUGGCCCAAAUGGCUUUGCUCUUUGAGUUCCCUAGGGGUUUUUAUAGUUUUUCUUUUCCCUCACUAUUACCUUUCAUUUCUCUCUGUCGUUACCAUCCCUGCCUCUAGGAACGUUCCUCCAGUUUGCUGUGGGGUUGGGAAAUCAUGUAACUGCAUCCUAAGCAGAAUCCGAGUGUGGCUUUUGAAAAGCUUCUCUAGGAAUAAAAUGAAUGAACUUUGACUUAAUGUCAUCAUCUUAAUGUCUCAAAUAUCUUCCUCUAAGUUACUUUCUGAUCCUCAACUGCAGUUUGCUUUUCCCAUGAUUGGAAAGUGAUAUGUUUCUACAAAUGAUUUUUGUUAAUCUAUUCAUGUGUUUUCUCUGUGACUGUUUUUAUGUUUUUAUAUGGAUGGUUUUAUAAUGUGAAACUUGAGGAUUAAAAUUCAUCUGAAAAUUUCUCAGGCCAUGUUUUUGCGCAUGAUAAAAUGUUUUUGAUUUAGUGUUUUUGUGAUUUGAAACAAUAAAUUAACUGUAUAUUUAUAAAAUUCAGUCUGGCAGUUAUUGUGAAAUA
Choloepus didactylus (southern two-toed sloth) is the source of this 7633-nucleotide messenger RNA. RefSeq names its product PRELI domain containing 2 (gene PRELID2). Gene Ontology annotation, biological process: phospholipid transport. Gene Ontology annotation, cellular component: mitochondrial intermembrane space. Gene Ontology annotation, molecular function: phosphatidic acid transfer activity. The record is from RefSeq and is a predicted model, not a curated record. NCBI's taxonomy places the organism in Eukaryota, Metazoa, Chordata, Mammalia, Pilosa, Megalonychidae. The transcript has 8 exons. Bases 114 to 698 code for a protein of 194 amino acids.